UUUUUGCAUGCAAAACCUUCAAACGGCAAAGAUUAAAGUUGCAGGUGGAAGAUUGGAAAAAAUCCCAAGAAGCCUGGACAUCUUCGCGGAUGACUGUUGGAGAAAGGUGUGGUUGGCGUCGGAAGUCAAAGCAAGGCUGUGGUACAGUGGAGGUAGAAGAAGAUGAUGGCGUGGACUGUUGGAGGCCAUGUGGUGAGAGCUGGGUGGAACGUCCAAAAGGUCAAGUUGACAAGGCGUUUACGGAAAUAGAAAAUUCGGGCAAUAGAUUAAGGAGACUGCUUGGCCAUCUAAGGGAGAUUUUUUGAAAAAAUGCGAAUGGGAUCCAACGGCCCAAAAGAAAUCCUAUGCUGAGGUGCUGCAAUCGAAAAAAGGGCCACCUCGCGCUCAAUUUACAAAAUCAAUUAAAAAGUCCGACCCGGGUCUACAUAACCCGAUCCGAAAGUCUAAUCUGGGCCAGGUCUUUCAAGUUGGGUCACGUGACCCUUUUAAAAGUCAUGCGCAAUGCUCCCUUGCGUCGAUGGGGGACGAUGAUUGUGGUCUAUCAUCGUUCCAUGGAGUGCCUAUCCGCUCGAAUCAUCCCCAAACAGGAACGAUGAUCAGAAAACCCUCCCCUCCUCUUCCUCCGGCUGCGGGAAAGACAUCGGCGACUGGGUUGAAGCUGCAUUGGAGGCCGACGACUGAAGAAAACUCCAUGACGCCUGAGAAGCCAAACCCUCGCUACAAUAGGGUCCCACAAGGAGACUCUGAAGAUGACUCAGAUUGGGAGGCGUUAAGAGACGUGGAAGAAGACGAGGGUGAUCUGUUGUCAGAUGCUGGUACGGAGAUUCUGGAGAUAUAGGAUUCAGGGGCUGGUAACCUUACUGUGGAAAGUGGAAGGCCUACAAGUGAUUCUUAGAGAGAGAAGAAAAUGGAUACAAAUCAAGAGCAAAGAUAGGGUGGCAAUUUUGUGGAGACGGGUUUCCAUAGCAAACCGACUUUGGAACCACUUGAGGAACAACUCCCCCCAGCUGCACAGGUGGACACUGUACCUGAACUUGAACCAUCUGGUUUUGUCUUUGGAGGAAUCGAUGAAAUCCAAAUUCAAGAUCAGGGAGUCUCUUCCCCCCUUCCUCUCAAUCUAGUUCUUUCUUCGCCUCAACUUUUCUAUCAAAACUCAUUUGAUUUUGAUCCUUGUAGUAAUCUUCAGCCUUUGGAUUUUGCAGUUCCAGCUGUUAAAAUGUCACCGGUGGCAGAUAAUGACCCAUGUGCAAUAGAAAAAGGAGGGGAUGGUGGAAAAGACAAUGAGGAGAAAUUGUUUAAUGUGAUGGUUUUGGAAAAGGAUGAGGGGGGGAAAUGAAGUUAUUGCAAGUACCCAAGAGAAGGAAAAGGAAGACUGCCGUUUGGAUGAGGGAGAAGAAGGCUGUAGAGAGAUACCCAAAGUAAAAGGAGAGGAACAAAAAGAAGCCAAAAGGAAGUUYRCCAAWRGAAAGGUCUAUCUUAGAAAGGGGGUAAAAGAUGAUAAAAAAAGAAAGAAGAAUGAAGGAGGUGGAAAGGCUAGCCUGUGGUGUGUCCUAUGAGA
Molecule: messenger RNA, 1558 nt
Organism: Nelumbo nucifera (sacred lotus)
Lineage: Eukaryota; Viridiplantae; Streptophyta; Magnoliopsida; Proteales; Nelumbonaceae
Source: RefSeq, a predicted model, not a curated record